AUGGCGUCCGACGGCGAUAUGGCUAGUCGCUACCAGGUGAUGGAAGAGCUAGGCAGUGGCAGCUUUGGCACGGUGUACAAGGGUAUUGAGAAGUCGACUGGGGAGAUAGUGGCUAUUAAACAUAUUGACCUCGAGUCGAGCGAAGACGAUAUUGCCGAAAUCCAGCAAGAAAUAUCGGUCCUGGCCGCUUGUGCAAGCCCAUUCGUUACUCAGUAUAAAGCCAGUUUUCUCCGCGGCCACAAAUUAUGGAUUGUCAUGGAAUACCUCGGGGGUGGUUCGUGCUUGGAUCUGAUGAAACCGGGAAAUUUUAGUGAAGCGCAAAUCGCUAUUGUCUGCCGUGAACUGUUGUUAGGAUUGGACUAUCUCCAUCGGGAAGGAAAGAUACACCGAGACAUUAAAGCAGCGAACGUCCUUCUAUCUGAAUCGGGAAAGGUGAAGUUGGCGGAUUUCGGCGUGGCUGCGCAAUUAUCCAAUAUCAAAUCACAAAGGAACACCUUCGUUGGUACCCCUUUCUGGAUGGCCCCGGAAGUGAUUCAGCAGGCUGGGUACGACUUCAAAGCAGACAUUUGGUCAUUGGGAAUAACUGCAAUGGAACUCGCAAACGGAGAGCCACCACAUGCUAGCACCCACCCAAUGAAAGUUCUGUUCCAUAUACCCAAAGCUCCAGCUCCACGUCUCGAAGGUAACGAAUUCAGCCAAACAUUCAAGGACUUUGUUGCGCAGUGUUUGGUGAAGGAUCCCGAUCGACGAUACACCGCGAAGGAAUUGUUGAAACACAAGUUCGUCCGCAAUGCAGGAAAAACAGAAACUCUACAAGAGAUAAUUCAACGAAAGCAAGACUGGGACAACGGCAAGGGACAUCCGGAUGAUACGAGAUACUACGCCGAGACUCUGACCACGUUCUCAUCAAAUGAGGAAGACGACGAUGGAUGGGUGUUUGAUACAGUAAAGGCAUCCACGGUCAAGAGGCCAGUCAUCGCCGAGGACUUUUGUGAAGAUCCUUUUGUCAAGACCGAAGAGAUGAAGUCAAUGCCCAGACCUGUCGCCAAUUCUACCGUCAGACGAACGCCUGUCGCCGAACGAUCCCCAUCCGUCAAGCGAUCGAACACGAAACGUCGAUCCAGCGGCGUCAAACAUCCGCUUGGUCUCAACUUGAGCUACGGAAAUAGCCCGUCUACAGUGCGUCAAUUUCGCCGAGUCUCGGACAAAGGGAACAAUGAUCAGGCGCAACACUAUAACUACCCUCCGGGGUUAGAUGAGAAUGUGGCCGCUAAGACAUUGUUCACUGAUCCCGUUCCGAACAGCAAGGAGGCUCAGUUAGGACGAAGGGCAUAUAGCAGAGGCAUUGGCCUUGCUUGCCAGGAAAUCCUGGCCAACACUGGUGACCAGGAGAAGCGAGAGGCAAUCUCUCGGUUAGCAGAGGCGUUUAGUGACCUCGAAAUGGUCGACCCGGAAGGAUUAUAUCAUAUCUUGAAGCUAUCAAAUGAAAAGAUGAGAGCUGAUUCGAAGCUCUCUGCUCUCCUACCCGAACCAACCCCGACGACUCCUCAGAAGCAAAAACUCGUUUUGGCCCAGAACAAUCCUCACCUCAAGAGCCACCGCCGCCGCCAAUCAGAACAAAUCCAGGUUGAACAUAUAGGCAGCCCGCAGUUGUCAAGCAGCAUGCCCGGACAGCACGUUCCAGGAAUGGAACAUACGAAGCAACUUGCCGAUGUUCUCUAUCAACGAUGGAGUGAAGGUCUCCGCAACCGAUGGCCGGCCAUCUAA
This is a messenger RNA of Talaromyces amestolkiae, 1767 nucleotides long. RefSeq lists its product as uncharacterized. The transcript has 6 exons. Gene Ontology annotation, molecular function: protein kinase activity; ATP binding. NCBI's taxonomy places the organism in Eukaryota, Fungi, Ascomycota, Eurotiomycetes, Eurotiales, Trichocomaceae. The record is from RefSeq and is a predicted model, not a curated record. Gene Ontology annotation, biological process: protein phosphorylation. Bases 1 to 1767 code for a protein of 588 amino acids.